Dovyalis caffra is the source of this 273-nucleotide messenger RNA. Lineage: Eukaryota; Viridiplantae; Streptophyta; Magnoliopsida; Malpighiales; Salicaceae. The record is from the annotation of a GenBank genome assembly.
AUGCUCUUGGCUGGGUGUCAUGGCUUUGAUGAGCGCCACAUUGUUUGUUCAUUUGGAUUGGAUGGCCCAAGCGUGAAAAAGGAGGAAGAAAAAAGUAGGACGACGCGUCGUCUAACAUGUCAGAUGGCGCAUCUUCCCCGUUUGCUUUCUGCAGCAACUCUCCAGCCGCCACCUACAAUUUUUUACGGUCGUGUUGUCACUAAAAGAUCGGGAGAUCGUGGUUUUGGUCUGUACAUCCAAUUUCUAGAUCAAUUUCAUCCUAAAACAAUCUAA